GCUUGGCACUUGUGUUUAUCUAUGGAGUGCUUCAAACAGCAAAGUGACUAAGCUUUGUGACUUGGGGCCUUAUGAUGGUGUUUGUUUUGUCCAGUGGACCAAGGAGGGUUCUUUCAUAUCUAUUGAUUUUGUUUCCAAGAAAUCGCCGAAAGGGGUGUCUGGAAUCGAGAAAGAUUCGUGCGUGAUUGAUAUGAAGUGCAGUAGUCACAAAGGGUUUUCUGAGAAUUCACAAGGUGAGAGGAUUUGUAGGAUUUGUCAUCUGGCUUUUGGACCUGCGUCAGAUGCAACAAUUGUCGAAAGUGCGAGCGUUACGAGUGGAGAUUUUAUUCAACUUGGUUGCGUGUGUAAAGACGAGCUCGACAUUGCUCAUGUUUAUUGUGCUGAAGUGUGGUUCAAGCUAAAGGGAAGCAGAUUAUGUGAAAUAUGUGGCGAGACUGCAAAAAAUGUCUCGGGUGUUACUACUAACGGAGUUAUGGAAGAGUGGAAUGAUAGAAGAUUCAUGGACAACAGCGGUAACUCAUCGUGCAGGUUUGGUGGAUGCCGGCGAGCACAGCCGUAUUGUAAUUUCUUGAUGGUGUGCCUGGUAAUAGCUUUCAUUAUGCCAUGUUUUUUUCAUGUAAACAUGUUCUAGCAUCGGAAUCAAACACUUAUAUAUUUUAAUGUGAGUUGCUGAACUUUUCUAUUCAUGUAAUGGCUGUAUUUUAAUGUGAGUUGCAGGAGACUUAGGGAGAAUAAGGAAGCUGUAGAGCUUGAGGCAGAUCCAGAAAGGGAUCAAAGAAUUGUUUCUGCCUAUUAGGAUUUGAAUUCAACCUUAUUGAAGAGUAGAGGACUUUCUCCGGAGAUAUUGCUGCUUAAAUUAAGCACAAUAACAAAUCUCAUCAUUUCAAAGUUGAUACUGAAUCAAAUGUGUUGACGAUAUUUACUCUCACAGAUUUCGUGACUUCUGCUAAAGCCGUUGCUUUUAUUCGAUUACCUGAUUACAAAUCCGGCAAGAUUGAAGUUCAAUAUCUUCAUGAUCAUGCUGGUUUUACUACUGCUGUUGAUUUGAGUCGCAACCCUGCU
Vicia villosa (hairy vetch) is the source of this 1062-nucleotide messenger RNA. RefSeq lists its product as uncharacterized. NCBI's taxonomy places the organism in Eukaryota, Viridiplantae, Streptophyta, Magnoliopsida, Fabales, Fabaceae. The record is from RefSeq and is a predicted model, not a curated record. Gene Ontology annotation, molecular function: zinc ion binding. Bases 191 to 631 code for a protein of 146 amino acids. The transcript is spliced from 7 exons.